UGGAGCAAUCUGCCGAAAGAGCACAAGUUACGAAAGUUUUCGGAAGCACUGCGCGACCUGUUGGAAAAUGCCGGGUACAAUGAGAUGUAUGGCAUCGAGCUGGAGGCGCCAGAGGGAGACCAGCCAGCAGCGCACACGACGCUCAUCAUCCUCCAGAAGUUCUUACGAGCCAACGUAGACGAUCUCGCCAAGGCCAAAGACCAGCUUCUACACGCGCUGAAGUGGCGGAAGGAUUACCAGCCGCUGAAAGUAAGAGAUGAGGUAUUCGAUGCAGAAAAGUUUGGAAAGCUGGGAUACGUGACCAGGGUGAAGGGCGCAAAGGAAACACCCAAUGACGAAGACGUCGCUACCUUUAACGUUUACGGCGCUGUUGGGAAGGACAUCAAGAAGACAUUUGGAGAUACCGACGCCUUCGUCCGCUGGCGAGUCGCUCUCCAAGAGCUGACCCUCCGAGAACUGCACCUCGAACAAGCCGACAAGCCCAUUCCCGACUACGGCAAAGGUCCAGACCCAUACAAAUCCCUCGCCGUCCACGACUACAUGUCCAUCUCCUUCUUCCGCCAACCAGCCGAGAUCAAAGCCUCGUCGAGCAAGAUCAUCGACAUGUUCCAGAGGUACUACCCCGAGACCGUCUCGUACAAGUACUUCGUCAAUGUGCCACUGGUCAUGCAGUGGAUGAUGGGCGCGAUGAAAGCGCUGAUGUCCAAGGACUCCAUUCAAACCAUGACCUGGAUGACCUACGGCAGCGAGCUGUACAAGUAUUUGGGUCAAGAGGUCCCUAAGGAAUACGGUGGCACC
Pseudocercospora fijiensis CIRAD86 is the source of this 798-nucleotide messenger RNA. RefSeq lists its product as uncharacterized. The record is from RefSeq and is a predicted model, not a curated record. NCBI's taxonomy places the organism in Eukaryota, Fungi, Ascomycota, Dothideomycetes, Mycosphaerellales, Mycosphaerellaceae. The transcript is spliced from 3 exons. Gene Ontology annotation, molecular function: phosphatidylinositol transfer activity. Gene Ontology annotation, cellular component: cytosol; plasma membrane; cortical endoplasmic reticulum. Gene Ontology annotation, biological process: Golgi to plasma membrane protein transport; regulation of exocytosis. The annotation marks the transcript as partial.